This is a messenger RNA of Ostreococcus tauri, 531 nucleotides long. Its product is annotated as Ribosomal protein L21. Gene Ontology annotation, molecular function: RNA binding; structural constituent of ribosome. Gene Ontology annotation, biological process: translation. Gene Ontology annotation, cellular component: ribosome; mitochondrial large ribosomal subunit. NCBI's taxonomy places the organism in Eukaryota, Viridiplantae, Chlorophyta, Mamiellophyceae, Mamiellales, Bathycoccaceae. The transcript has 2 exons. The coding region runs from base 1 to 531 and encodes 176 amino acids. The record is from RefSeq and is a predicted model, not a curated record.
AUGCUCGCAUCGAUGACGAUGACGGCGACGACCGCCUCGGCGGCGUCUGCGCGCGCGCGAUUGAGCUCCAAGGCGAGCGCCGAGCGCGUCGGGACGAAGGUUUCUUCGCUCAUUCGUGCGAACAAACGUGACGUUCGAUGCGAAGUGACCGCGGAGAGCUCGAUCAACCAAAUCGGGUUCGCCACGCCCCCGUCGACUGGCGCCGCGCCGAAGUGGGACGCCAUCAUCGAGGUGGGCGGCUCGCAACAGUUCGUUUCCGAGGGUCGAUACUACGAGUGCCACAGCCUUAAAGGCGUCGAACCGGGCUCGAAGAUCGCGUUCGAGCGCGUUCUCGGCACGCACGAUGGCAACGCUCCGACGUGGGGUCACCCGUACGUGUCGGGCGCGCGCGUCGAGGCGACGGUGUUGGAGAACUACGACGACAAGAAGGUCAUCGUCUUCAAAUACAGACCGAAGAAGCACUAUCGCAGAAAGAACGGUCACCGCCAAGCGAUGACGCGAUUCCUCGUCACCAAGGUGGUCAAGGCGUAA